ACACGGCCAUACCAGUGCACAUUUUGCACCGAUGUGUUUAAAUCAAAGCAUGACUGGGUACGGCAUGAGAAGAGUCUGCAUCUUUCGCUGGAAAGUUGGACUUGCGCGCCUUUUGGACCGACCUAUACGGAUGCAUCUUCAUCUCUCUCACGAUGCGUGUUUUGCAAUAGCGAACACCCAUCAGAAGCCCAUCUUCGCAACCAUCGCUUUUGGGAAUGUCAGGAAAAGCCAUGUGCCCUUCGUACAUUUUAUCGCAAAGACCAUCUGGUCCAGCAUCUACGGUUGAUGCAUGGAGUUGAGAAGGGUAGUUCUCAGGUGGAGGCUUGGAGGUCCGAAGUGACACAUAUCAAUUCGCGAUGUGGCUUUUGCAUGGAGGUCUUUACUCGGUGGACAGACCGCAAUGAUCAUCUUGCCGCCCAUUUCCGGCAGGGCCUCUUAAUGAAGGAUUGGAAAGGCUGUCGCGGGCUUGAUCCUGCCGUGGCCCUGGCGGUUGAAAAUGCCAUGCCGCCGUACCUUAUUGGCGCUGAAUCUGCUGGCCUUGAUCCCUUCAGCGCCUCGAAAAGAUGCAAUAAUGACCCGAGUCUUGGUGAUGCGUGCUGUCUGCAGCGUGGAGAAACCCAACCAACUCCGUUUGAGCAGCUGACAGAACACUUGAUCCGUUUUGUGCGCGAAAACCAAGCAACUGGAGUGGCCGUCACGGAUGGUUCAAUCCAGCAGGAAGCACGCUCUUUUGUGUAUGGUGAUGCAGACCCUUGGAAUCAAACCGCAGCAGACAAUCCGGACUGGCUGCAACUAUUCAAAGAUGGGAUGGGAUUA
This is a messenger RNA of Penicilliopsis zonata CBS 506.65, 816 nucleotides long. RefSeq lists its product as hypothetical. Lineage: Eukaryota; Fungi; Ascomycota; Eurotiomycetes; Eurotiales; Aspergillaceae. The record is from RefSeq and is a predicted model, not a curated record. The transcript has a single exon. The annotation marks the transcript as partial.